CAGCUUACAGAUUCUUAAAAAACAGUGACCUCAAAAGUUACGUGAUGUGAUUCUUAAGAAUUAUUUAGAAUUAUUAAGUAUUAUAGCCUUAAAUACUAAAACAAGAGCUUUGGAAUACAUAGACAAGACCUCUGACACCAAAAUGACAAUGAAAGAUAUACUUGCUAUGAUAACAACAAUGCAAAGUACAAUACUAGAACACCUAGAUAUGUUCACUGAAUCCACUAAACUGUUCCCUCCAAAAUUGAUGCUGGAAGAAGAGACAACACUAGAAAGUAAAAUAUUGAAACCUGAUACUGGAUUUAUUUCUAAAGCCUCUAUAUCUGUUGAAUGCAAUUCAGAAUCAUCUAGAAGACUAAAGGAAAUUGAAACAGUUUUAUCAACCCUUCAAGACACAAAACAAAAGACUGAAGAUGACAUAUCAGAAUUAAAACAACGGAGAGACAACUUUGUAACAGAACAAAGUGAAGUGGGGAUAAAAAUUGAAAAGUUGUCAAAGAAACAAAAACAGAAUUUAAAAAACUUAAGAAAACAAAUAAAUGAACAAGAUAAAAAAAUAGAAGAUCUGAAUCAAGAAAUUGAAAGUUUAAAAACCAAAGAAUCAGACACAGACAAAACACUGGAGAAACUGUCUCUAGAUAUGAAAGAAUAUGAAAACAACCUACACACACUGAAUAAAGAGAUGAGAGUUUACACAGACAAAACAGAUCAUGAAACAUAAGAA
Molecule: messenger RNA, 724 nt
Organism: Physella acuta
Lineage: Eukaryota; Metazoa; Mollusca; Gastropoda; Physidae
Product: leucine zipper protein 1
Biological process (GO): synaptonemal complex assembly
Cellular component (GO): synaptonemal complex
Source: RefSeq, a predicted model, not a curated record